UUUUCGGCCACCGUAGCGUUGGUUGCUAUGGUGCUGUAACGGGCCUGCAGAAUGUCGCUGUCCGCGCUGCCGCUGUCUCCCGCCCGGGUGUUCGCGGAGCUUUUAGCCCCGCCGCUCGGGGGUCGCGGGCGGGAGAACGAGCCGGUGCCGGGGCUCCUCGGCGGCCGCGGAACCCCAGUGCCGCCAGGGCGGGAGGUUCACGUGAGCGGCAGCGCGGAGCUGUGCGCGGCCCCGGACCGGGCGCGGGUCUCCAUCCGGCUGGGGAGCAGGAAGGGGGAGGCCGGGGAGGCGCGGAGCAGCGUGAGCCGGCGGCUGGAGUACAUCGCGCAGAGCGCCCGGCAGCGCGGGGUGCAGGAAGAAAAUGUGACUGUGACAAAGGAUUUUAGUAGAGUAGAAAAUGCUUAUCAAAUGGAAGCAGAGGUCUGCAUUACAUUUAGUGAUUUUGGAAAAAUGCAGAACGUUUGCAACUUACUCGUUGAGAAACUGGGUAGUUCUGUUAUCAUCAGUCCACCUCACUUCUACCAUACAGCAGAGGCUGUAGACACCCUUCGGCGUCAAGUGUGUCUUGCUGCUGUUGGGAACACACGUCGAAAAGCUCAAGAGGUCUGUCGACUGUUCGGCCAGUCACUGGGAAAACCGCUGCUUAUCAGAGAAGAGGAAAUGAAAGAAUGGGAAGGACAAAUAGACAGUCACCCAUCCAACUCCUCAGACACACUGACUGUGCAGCAGAGAAUCCAAAGUGCCACUAUUUAUGCUUCUUCAAAAAUAUUUGCUAUUUUUGAGAUAAAGGGAAGAGAAAAGAGAAAAAACAAGCUUAUCUAGAAG
This is a messenger RNA of Malaclemys terrapin pileata, 825 nucleotides long. It is a transcript of the gene IRAK1BP1, whose product is annotated as interleukin 1 receptor associated kinase 1 binding protein 1. The record is from RefSeq and is a predicted model, not a curated record. NCBI's taxonomy places the organism in Eukaryota, Metazoa, Chordata, Testudines, Emydidae. Gene Ontology annotation, biological process: canonical NF-kappaB signal transduction; immune response. The coding region runs from base 52 to 822 and encodes 256 amino acids. The transcript has 4 exons.